CUGCUGCCCACCCGGCGCACCUGCGCUGUCGUCGCCGCCGGAGGCCGAUGGCGGACGCGCCGGCUGCCGAGCCGGCCGAGGAGGACGUCAUCGUCGACCCGUGGACCGUCUCUGGCAACAUCAACUACGACAAGCUGAUUGAGCAGUUUGGCUCGCAGCCGCUCACGCCCGCGCUGAUUGAAAAGUUCGAGCGUGUGACGGGCCGCACGGCGCACACGUGGAUCCGGCGUGGCAUCUUCUUCUCGCACCGCGACCUCGACGCGAUCCUGGACAACCACGCCGCCGGCAAGCCCAUGUACCUGUACACGGGGCGAGGGCCGUCCUCCGAGUCGCUGCACCUCGGCCACCUCAUCCCGUUCCACUUCACAAAGUACCUGCAGGACGUGUUCCGGUGCCCGCUGGUCAUCCAGAUGACGGACGACGAGAAGUUCCUGUGGAAGGACCUGCAGCUCGACGAGUGCCACCGACUCGCCGCCGAGAAUGCCAAGGACAUCAUCGCCUGCGGCUUUGACAUCACUCGCACCUUCAUCUUCUCGGACCUCGACUACAUCGGCUCGAUGUACCCAAACAUCGUGCGCAUCCAAAAGGCGGUGACGUACAACCAGGUCCGCGGCAUCUUUGGCUUUGACGACUCGUGCAACAUCGGCAAGCACGCCUUCCCGGCGGUGCAGGCGGCGCCCUCCUUCCCCAGCUCCUUUCCUCACAUCUUUGGCACGCGCGUCGACAUCCCCUGCCUCAUCCCGUGCGCCAUUGACCAAGACCCGUACUUCCGCAUGACGAGGGACGUCGCGCCGAGGCUCGGCUUUCUCAAGCCGGCACUGCUCCACUCAAAGUUCUUCCCCGCGCUGCAGGGCGCCACCUCGAAGAUGUCUGCUUCGGACGAGAGCUCUGCCAUCUUCUGCACCGACAGCCAAAAGCAGAUCCGCGACAAGGUGAACCGGUACGCCUACUCGGGCGGCCGCGAGACGGUAGAGGAGCACCGCGAGAAGGGAGGAGACCUCGCGACGGACAUCUCGUACCAGUGGCUGCGCUUCUUCCUGCACGACGACGCGGAGCUGGCGCGCAUAGGAGACGAGUACUCCUCCGGCCGCAUGCUCUCUGGCGAGAUCAAGGCCGAGCUCGUCAAAUGCCUCGUGCCGCUCGUGGCGCAGCACCAGCAGGCGCGGGCGCUGGUCACGGACGACGUGGUCAAAACCUUCAUGACGCCGCGGCCGCUGGUGGGGGCGUCUGCAGAGUCGUAG
Emiliania huxleyi CCMP1516 is the source of this 1241-nucleotide messenger RNA. RefSeq lists its product as hypothetical. Gene Ontology annotation, biological process: tryptophanyl-tRNA aminoacylation. Gene Ontology annotation, cellular component: cytoplasm. NCBI's taxonomy places the organism in Eukaryota, Haptophyta, Isochrysidales, Noelaerhabdaceae. The record is from RefSeq and is a predicted model, not a curated record. Gene Ontology annotation, molecular function: ATP binding; tryptophan-tRNA ligase activity. The transcript is spliced from 7 exons. The coding region runs from base 48 to 1241 and encodes 397 amino acids.